ACGUUUUAGUCUUUCGGCGGGAGGCUUCGCUGCUACAUCAUGCCUCUCACAGAUGGGUGGUUCUUUUUCUGCUUUGCUCUAAUACAAAUUGUUACCUGCCAGUACCAAUAUCAACCCCACCAUGCUUAUUCAGCGCCAUUAGCUGGAGUAUCUAGCCGACCGGAUCUAUCAUACGUUUUUAGUUAUCCAUUCAACUUGUAUCGUACACCUGGAGGAGAGCCUUGGUGUCCAUCAGCUUCACCUAACCAACCACCUUUGUUUCAAUGCAAAUCUGCUAUUCGCUGUUCGCCGUGGUUCAUCGAACUGCUCUACAAUCCAUGGUGGUGUACUGCAGCAGAUGGAAGUUUCGGGGCCUGUUGUCCAGACGUCUACAAAACAACCUCUUCCGUUGCUCGUUUCCCAGAAUCGAGUAAGCUAACAGCUAUGCCGAGAGAUAUUACUAAAGAAGAGAUGAUUCGUGCUGUAACUAUUGCUCGACAACACGUUGAAGAAAUCAGUGCCUUUGAAUGGCAUGCUUGGAGCAAUAUGCUGGCUCCCUGGCAAAACUCUGCGGCCUACAGUUACAGUGCUACCACUUAUGCCUCUCUCAUCGGUCAACAGCAAGGAUGGAAAGGUCUUCAAUCAGUAGAAGCAUCUAGAAAAUUGGCUAACCUAUUGAAACUCGAGCCCGAAUACGCCGGAUUUGCAUUGCAGCAUUUGUGCGUCAGAGAGACAGCCCUCUCAUCCAUUUGUCGUGAACAGCCCAAGUGCAAUGCUUCUGCCCUGUACAGAACUUACGAUGCUUCCUGCAAUAACUUGGAUUAUCCAAACUGGGGUAGAUCUAAUUCACCUUUGGAACGUAUAUUACCUCCUCAGUACGCCGAUGGUAUUUGGGCACCGCGUGAAUGGCCAGGACUUCCACCAGUUGAUUCCGUCAGUCGAAUUGUCCAAGAUAUCGAUUAUCCCGACAAUCAAUUGACAAUCACUGUCAUGCACUGGGGUCAAAUGGUGGCACAUGACGUCACUCACGUUCCAACUUUCCGUACAUUGAAUAACUCUGCAAUUCAGUGUUGCACGGGUGACGGCAAGUACUUGUCACCGGAAAGGACCCAUCCGCUUUGCUUCCCAAUUGACAUCGCUCACGACCACGAAUUUUAUGGACAAUUCGGUGUCACUUGCCAUGAUUUCGUUCGUUCCGUCAUUGCUCCAAGAGAAGACUGCAAAUUUGGUUACGCCGAUCAGCUCAACCAAAAUACAGCCUAUCUUGAUGCUUCGGUCAUUUACGGCUCGACGGAAAAAGUUGCACGAUCUCUUCGGGAAUAUGUCGGCGGACGUAUGCGUGUUACCAUCGUUGGUGGAGAUUACGUAGUUUUACCAGUUGAUCCCAACCGUAAGGAUUGCAUUACGGACGAAUACGGAAGCGAGUGCUUUGUCGCAGGUGAUCAACGGGUAAACCAAUACACCGGCCUCACUGUCCUACACAUCGUCUGGCUGCGUCUACACAACAAAUAUGCAAAUCAGUUAUCUUUGAUCAAUCCUUUAUGGGACGAUGAACGACUUUACCAAGAGACGAAGAAAAUCAUCACGGCAUUGGUUCAACACAUCACCUACAACGAAUAUCUUCCUUCCGUGCUGGGACCCAAUCUGAUGGAAGAAUAUGGGCUUCUACCAAUGACAACUGGUUACACGUAUACCUACGAUCCGGCUGUGAAGGCCCAAAUCACAAACGAGUUUGCAACUGCUGCAUUCCGUUACGGACAUUCCCUUAUCCGCAACUACAACGAACUGUGGUUAGAUGAUACUUACGCCAAUUAUGGUGGUGAAUUGCACUUGAAAGAUUGGUACAAUAAUCCUAAAGUACUUUUCGAUCCCGUCGUUUUCAAUGCUCUCAUUCGGCACUUCAUCACUGGAACAGCACAGAACUUUGACGAAAACGUCGUGGAUGCUGUCCAUAAUUAUUUGUUUAAAUCACCUUACCAAAGCUGGGGUUUGGAUCUAAUCGCUGCAAACUUGUGGCGUGCUCGUGAUCACGCAAUACCUGGUUACAACUUUUACCUAGAAGCUUGUGGAAGCAAACGCGCUGUCACUUUCGACGAUCUCUUGCCCAUCAUGCGUCCUGCGAUAGUAGAGAAGAUUAAGUACCUGUAUAAAAGCGUGGACGAUGUCGAUUUGUUUAUCGGGAUACUCGGAGAAUGGGCCAUCAAAGGCGGAAUUGUCGGACCAGUAACUUCUUGCAUCAUCGCAGAUCAGUUUACCCGUUUGAAAGAUGGCGAUCGCUUCUUUUACGAGCACGGAGGACAACCACAUUCCUUCACUCCAGCUCAAUUGGAUGCUAUACGAUCCAUGAGCUUGGCUAGAGUGCUGUGCGAUACUUCCGACACUGUAGAUUGGAUAACUCACAAUGUCUUCUGGACUCCAUCUCCAAUGAAUCCAUGGGUGCCUUGUUAUGGAAAAGAUAUUCCACGCCUCAACUUGAACUUGUGGAAAUCAACGUACUAAUGACUGUUAGAUGCUUUAUCUUCAACCAUCAAGAAAUUUGAUUUUUAAUUGUUUUUGAAGUUAGUUGAAUGAUUGUUUUUCCUGUGGUGAGGUAAAUUGUUGAAAUCCUUUUCCUGGUUUAUUAAAUUAUUUGGAGAAUGGUU
Daphnia carinata is the source of this 2621-nucleotide messenger RNA. Its product is annotated as chorion peroxidase-like. The transcript has 16 exons. Gene Ontology annotation, molecular function: peroxidase activity; heme binding. Bases 40 to 2478 code for a protein of 812 amino acids. Lineage: Eukaryota; Metazoa; Arthropoda; Branchiopoda; Diplostraca; Daphniidae. The record is from RefSeq and is a predicted model, not a curated record. Gene Ontology annotation, biological process: response to oxidative stress.